Molecule: messenger RNA, 2342 nt
Organism: Marchantia polymorpha subsp. ruderalis
Lineage: Eukaryota; Viridiplantae; Streptophyta; Marchantiopsida; Marchantiales; Marchantiaceae
Source: the annotation of a GenBank genome assembly
GACGAGGGACAGUGGAGAGCGUGAAAGAUGUCGUCCCCGUCGAUGUCUACAAGCCCGACGAUUGUGCUCGAGCACGAGCGCGGAAGGACGGGUUCCGAUUGGAGGCCGAGUCGGGAGUCGGCCAACGACCUCAUAUUUAGUGCCCCGACGUGAGACUCAGAGUUUCAGCAUUUGUGCCCCUGCGGCGAGGUCGGACCGGCUUCUCAUCAAAUGGAGCUCGAUCGAUCGAUCUGAGUGAAUGCAGCUAAUUGUGCGUAAUCACGAGGAUAGAAGCAACUUUUCAAUUUUGAAUAGUUAGUUGUUAGAAGAUGGCGAAAGCGCGGAGCGUCUCGGCUCAGCCGAAGAAGGAUAAAGUUGAAAAGAUCGAGAAAGUUCUUUCCACUAAACCUCUAUCUGCCCACGCACCAAUCGUCACCUAUGUGUCCAUGACUACGUUGCUCCUCUUGUGUCCACCAUUCGUCAUUGCCUUAUGGUACACUAUGGUAGAGGCAGACGGUUCUUUCAUGAACCUGGGAAAGUUUAUUGCUAAGUCCGGAUUCAGCGGAUUUUGGUCAAUCUGGCCCAGACCAACGUGGACAGCCUGUAAAAUAAUUCUGGGUUUUGGCGCCUUUGAGGCGCUCCUUCAGGUGGCUCUUCCUGGUGAAGAGUAUUUGGGUCCUCUUUCGCCCACGGGCCAUCGUCCUGUCUACAAGAGAAAUGGAUUUUCUGCUUUCAUAGUAACAAUGGUAACGUACUACGUUCUUUGGAGGGAAAAGGUUUUUAACCCAGCCAUUGUGUACGACCAUCUUGGCGAGAUUCUUUCAGCACUCAUCUUUGGGAGCCUUGCUUUCUGUGUCCUCCUUUACAUUAAGGGACACCUAGCACCAUCAUCUACAGAUGGAGGUACUUCCGGCAACGUCCUCGUGGACUUCUACUGGGGAAUGGAGUUGUACCCACGUAUUGGCAAAUGGUUUGAUAUCAAGCAGUUUACCAAUUGUCGAUUUGGGAUGAUGUCGUGGGAAGUAUUGGCCCUCACGUAUUGCAUCAAGCAGGUUGAGCUUGAUGGGAAGUUGAGUGACUCCAUGCUGGUCAAUACAGUUCUUAUGUCCGUGUACAUUGCGAAGUUCUUUUGGUGGGAACCCGGCUACAUGGCUUCCAUGGAUAUUGCUCACGAUCGUGCGGGAUUCUAUAUCGUAUGGGGUUGCUUGGUAUGGGUUCCAUGUAUUUAUACAUCCCCGGGAAUGUACCUCGUGAAGCACCCCGUAGAACUUGGCUGGCCUGUUGCAACUCUAAUCACUUUGGCUGGGCUCACUUGUAUCUACAUUAAUUACGAGUGUGACUAUCAAAGGCAAUUGUUUCGUCACACAGGAGGUACAGCAAAAAUAUGGGGACAAGUACCCACGAAGAUCGUUGCUCAUUACACUACUGAAGCCGGUGAACCAAAGCAGAGUAUCCUCUUAACUUCUGGCUGGUGGGGUGUCUCACGUCACUUCCACUACGUACCAGAAAUUCUCGCUGCCUUUUUCUGGAGCUUACCUGCUCUUUUCUCAAAUUUUGCACCGUAUUUUUAUACUGUCUUUUUGACAAUAUUGCUAUUUGAUCGCGCGAAAAGAGACGAUCAAAGAUGUCGUGCCAAAUACCAAAAGUAUUGGGACCAAUAUUGCAAGAAAGUUAGGUAUGCGAUUGUUCCGGGUAUUUACUGAGCUCGGAUCUCAAAUUGACCCAAAGUCUGUUUUUCCGUAAGGCUUCGGAGCAAUCAAUUUGCAUCUACUGGUUAGGAGAACUUAGAGAAACUGAAGACAGACUCUCAUGGCGCGAUUACUGACUCUACUUUAAGUUGGAAAGAAGGGUCCUAAGAGAACCUAAACUACCGCUGGCGAGAAUGUUCCUUCAAGCUUAAUCGUUCUUUCAUCGCAUGCCUUUCAGUACCUGACUCCAUAAGUAGAACUCGAAUUAUGGCGUAACGACGAGUUCAUGGAGCUUUUAACUUCACCAAGAAAGCAGAUGGUCUCACAGCUGCGCGUAGAUCAUCUGUACUAUGCCCGGAUUGAUGAACAGUAGUUCUCUUUAAGUUCUACUUAUUGUGGAGUGACUCUUCCGGAAUUGUACAGUUAGAUCGCUGUAAAGCAAGUUCGGUUGUGGAGAUUGACACCGAAGGCCAAAUUUUUUCUUGGCUUUUUUAGAUGACUGGGAGUGUCGCCUUAAUUUCAUCAUCCACUUUUUCUGGUACCUCGUCUUAGGACUAAAACAUAAGAGGAUUUAGAAAUAAACAAAUGUGUGGAUCUAAUCAAUAUCUUGUCGUCCUUUCAAGAGGGGUAUUUCGAAGAAUCUGGUUUAAAGCCAAGUUCGAAGACUUCAAUCGG